GGAUGAAGAGGGGGGGCUUUUCCAAGGGCACUGAGGUAAGGAUGGCUACAGACUUUCCUGUUGCUUUUUCCAGCAACUGAUGAUGACAUCUUCAUCCAUGUAGGAUAAUCUGUCCAGGUGAGAUUAUUAAUCAGCUGCUCUCCUGAAGGGCUCACAUCCUACAGGUCACACCCUCCUCCCUGAGCUGGGAUGGAUGGGGGUGUGGGCACCCCUGGUAGUACGGGGGGCUCUGGAGGAGACAGCCUGCCCAGGCGGACUGACGGGGACUCGAAGCGGCGCAGUAAAGGCAGCCUGCCGUCCCCAGGAUACAGACUGUCCCAGGCGUCCCUGGAGGGAGACAGCGCCUCGUCAGGUGGACGUGGCGGUCGUCGCCUGUCCAUCAUGAGUUCCUCUGCCAGGGACGGCCUCCCCUUCCGCUCGGCGGGCACCCCGACCACGCCGGUGCCCCUGCCUCUGCCCCCGCCGUCCUCCUCCUCCUCGGCCCACCCUCCUCCACGCUCCGUGGGCUUCGCCACGUCCCGCGCCACCCUGGCCUCCACCUCCUCCUCCACCGGGACCGGGGUCAUGGUGGUGGCGACCGGCGCGGAGACCACCACCACGGCCUGCAACACCACCGCGGCGGGGACCCCCGAGACCACGGGUCCGUCCGGGCUGGGCGGGUUCGGCAUGAGCCUGGACGGAGAGGACUACAGCAACUCCAACCAGAGCACCUUCAUCCAGAGGCAGUUUGGAGCCAUGCUUCAGCCGGGGGUCAACAAGUUCAGCCUGCGGAUGUUUGGAUCCCACAAAGCUGUGGCCUUGGAGCAGGAGAGACUGAAAUCAGCCGGAGCCUGGAUCAUACACCCCUACAGUGACUUCAGGUUCUACUGGGACCUGUUGAUGUUGCUGCUGAUGAUGGGCAACUUAAUCGUCCUGCCGGUCGGGAUCACGUUCUUUCGGGAUGAGAACACGCCAUCGUGGAUCAUCUUCAAUGUGGUCUCCGACACACUCUUCAUGGUGGACCUGGUUCUGAACUUUAGAACCGGGAUCGUGAAGGAAGACAGCACAGAGAUCCUGCUCGACCCCAGGGCGAUCCGCCAGAACUACCUGAGGAGCUGGUUCCUUGUGGACUUUGUCUCAUCCAUCCCUGUGGACUACAUCUUCCUGAUGGUGGACAGUCUGGACUCGGAGGUCUACAGGACGGCCCGAGCUCUGCGGAUCGUCCGUUUUACCAAAAUCCUGAGCCUGCUCCGGCUGCUCCGCCUGUCCCGACUCAUCCGCUACAUCCACCAGUGGGAGGAGAUCUUCCAUAUGACCUACGACCUGGCCAGCGCCAUGGUUCGGAUCGUAAACCUGAUCGGCAUGAUGCUCCUGCUGUGCCACUGGGAUGGUUGCCUCCAGUUUCUGGUCCCCAUGCUGCAGGACUUCCCCAUUGAUUGCUGGGUUUCCAAGAACCUGAUGGUGAACGACACAUGGGGUGUGCAGUACUCCUAUGCUCUGUUCAAAGCCAUGAGCCACAUGUUGUGCAUUGGGUACGGCGCCCAGGCUCCUGAGGGGAUGACUGACGUGUGGCUCACCAUGCUCAGCAUGAUCGUCGGCGCCACCUGCUACGCCAUGUUCAUCGGCCACGCCACCGCGCUCAUCCAGUCGCUGGACUCCUCGCGGCGGCAGUAUCAGGAGAAGUACAAACAGGUGGAGCAGUAUAUGUCCUUUCACAAGCUUCCUGCAGACCUGCGACAAAAGAUCCACGAGUAUUACGAGCACCGCUUCCAGGGCAAAAUGUUCGACGAGGAGAACAUUCUGGGAGAGCUUAGUGAGCCACUGAAGGAGGAGAUAGUGAGUUUUAACUGCCGGAGCCUGGUGGCCAACAUGCCACUGUUCGCCAACGCUGAUCCCAACUUUGUGACCGCCGUGCUGACCAAGCUCCGCUUCGAGGUGUUCCAACCAGCGGACUUUAUCAUACGUGAAGGAACUGUUGGACGCAAGAUGUAUUUUAUCCAGCAUGGACGGGUCAGUGUGCUGACCCGUGGCAACAAGGAAACCAAACUGAGUGACGGAUCGUACUUUGGAGAGAUCUGUUUGUUGACUCGUGGACGAAGAACAGCCAGUGUUCGUUCAGAUACGUACUGCCGUCUGUACUCUCUCAGCGUGGACAGCUUUAACGAGGUUCUGGAGGAACACCCGAUGAUGCGACGUGCCUUUGAGACUGUUGCUGUCGAUCGUUUGGACCGUAUUGGCAGGAAGAACUCUAUGCUCCUUCGGAAGUCAUCCCAGGGUGGUUCUCUUGGAGGUAGUAUGGGUCGUGGUGGAGGUCGUGGUGGAGGACCUGGAGGUGCAGGUGGCCUUGCGGCAAGCGGUCUUGGAUCCUGUGACAGCAUGCUCGUGCAGCAGAUCGUUAAACACGACAGCAUGCCAGCCAUGCAGGACACCAUCGCUGCUGCUGCUGCAGGAAGAAGUGGCGUGAUUGGAGGGAGCGGCACCGUGUCCCCUCGACCCCGCCCCGUUAUCUGGGCUCCACUGGUCCAUGCUCCGUUGCAGACUGCAGCCGCCACCAGUAAUGUAGCCAUCGCCCUCAUGCACCAGCAGCAGCAACAACAGCAGCAGCUCCAGCAGCUGCAGCAGCAGCAUGCUCUUGCAGGAGGUUUUUUCCUGCCCUCGCCUCUGAUUUCUCCUUCUCCCUCAUCCUCCUUUCCUCUCUCGUCUCCUCGUGCCCCUGUGCUACAACCCCUUCGUCCCUCUGUGAGUUCUCUCAUCGGCAUGAUGACGAUAGGAGGAAUGAGUGGUUUUUCGCCGAGAGGAUUUCCACUUUCCCCCUCAACCUUGGGCCCUCCAGGCGGGAUGACGUCGCCUCCCGUCGCUAAAACUCCACCAACUCCGGCCUCGUCUGUCCAAACGUCUGUUCAACAAGGACGCACUCUUCAUUACGGUCCUCGCUUUCAGGCUGAUCAUGCCUCAAUCCCAGCCGGAGCUGUUGUAAUCCCAGCGACAGGGGGGCCAGCUUCUCCGCUCCACAAGGUCUCAGCCCCCGCCCCGCCUGCUUCUUCCUGUGGCCCAUCAGAUGCCUGUCAACAGGGAGCGAAAGAGGCCCUGUUACGCCACGGAGGAAACAGCUGUCAGGGUCUACCAGCGCUGGGCCGACUCACCCAAGAGGCCAGGCUGAUGUCGGCCUCACAGCCCACUCUGCCUCAUCGCUCCUGGGCUGCCGUGCAGUCUCAUCCUCCUCUCCACCGAAAGGCCUCUGGUGGCAAUUUGUUGGCAGCUCCUUUCUUUGUUGGACAGUUGGCCCGGGGCAGCAGUGCAGGCAUACUGACCUCUAACCCUCCUCUCCAGUUGUUGACGAACAUACCGUUCACUGCACAAAUUCAGCCCACUGUAACACAGGCAAUUCCUGCCAACGUAGCCCAAUACACACAAUCGGUAUCUCACACUGCCUCCGUAGCUGCACACAUACCUUCUACACCUCCUUUGGGGUCAUCCUCUCCUCCAAAACAGGCCUCACUCUCCUCUGCAGGCCUUCCCUCAUCUCCCUCACCUAUACACUCCCAGACACCUUACCCAAAGCCAAUCCCAACAACACCUUCCCGCUCCUCCUCCCCUUCACCCUGCUCCACCCCGCCUUCAGCGGGGGCCAGCCCACUAUCCACUCCUCGUCCCAAACCUAUUCCCUCACCCUCUCAUCGCUCCUCCUCUCCCUCUCCGUCCACCACACCUCCGUCCUCGUCUGUUUCAACCCCAGUCCCUCUGACUCAACCCUACGGGCCAAAGUCCUCUCUCAUGUCCUCCUCUCCUCCAUCCUCUUUGCUCUCGUCUUCUCCACCACAUACCCAGAGCCCCAGGGCCAAGGCGUCAAACACGCCCCCUUCUGCUUCACCGUUGUCCGGCCCCAGCCCUGUCCUGACCCCGGUUGCAUCACCAGCACUGACUCCCACUCAGACAACCCGUACCCGACCUUCCACUCCAACUCAGACGAUCACACCCACAUCGUCUCCGUCCCCCGUCCCAGCCACACAUGGCCCCUCUUUGAGUAAAUCCCAGAGUCCAACGCAUUGUCUCCCGUCCUCUGUCUCGAGCUCAGCCAGAGGUCCCACCUCAAGCCAAACCCCAAAACAAACUUCACCUCUUACUCCAACCCAAAUUUCAACCUCUGCCUCGACACCUGCGAGCACCAACUCUCCAACAAAAAUCACUUUCUCGGUUCACCCCGUGAAGCAAACAUCCCCUGUCCUCACUCACCGCUCCACGUCCAGCUCGAGUAGACCUGUCCAAAAACUCUCAUCGACAACUUCGUCCUCAGUAAAUAUUUGUCCAAACCCUCCUUCUCUUUUUACCAACUCCUCCACUGCCACCGCAACCUCUAGUAGUGGUGCACCUGCCUCCAUUCAGCCCCUAAAACCAUCGACACCCCCUAUCCUUAGUCAGACCUCUCAGGCAUCCAACACUGCACCCACCCAGACAGCACAUUCAGCCAACUCCACCUCCCCGAAAGGUGGGCAACAGGACCCUCAGCUGACACUCACCAGAACAGACUCAGAGGGACUUCGGCACAAAUUGCCUGCAAACAUGUAAGAGGAAGAACGUUUCCCGUGAGUGUGCGUCGAUGACCAGCAGAGCCAUGGAUAUGCAGACACCCGAUGAGCUCACAUAAACAGUACAUAGGUCUUGAUUUUACUCUAGGAUGUGGUUGUCUUAGAAAAUCAGGCGAAAUUCAUCGUGUGACUCUAAUACAAGCCAUCGAUCACUGCGAAAGACUUCGUGGGUCCGUCGGGUGGGCGGUACUCGCUAAAGAGAGUCUGUUGAACAUCCACAUGUAUACAUACGUGUAUCUGUGAUAGUGAUUGUUGGAGCAAGCAGGGGAGCUGAAGUGGAAAUAUGUUGCAAUAUACAGUAUUUAUGGCACACAUAAAACCAGGACCGAAGCAAAGAUUGGGAGUAGAAUCUCUGUAAUCCAGGUCAUUGUUGUUUCUAAGCGCUUGAACAGAAAACGACGGGACUUCGUUUUUUUUUGUCCCUUGAAGAUGCCUCACUUCUGCUUCUUCAGUUCAGAUUAUAGGUUGAGAGGUUUAGAUUUAUUUUAUUAUCUGCUGCCGCCAUGAAAGGUGGUUUGGUUGCAUGUCUGGUAGCAAGAUAUUUACAAACUCCCUGAAUGGAUUUUAAUGAGAUUUUCAGAAAGUAAUGAUUGGCUAUAAAUCUAUAACUAAUUAACUCUUGGGGUGAACCUGACUCAAGAUGGCCACCAUAGGUAAUCUUGGCAAACAAUAAAUGGCAAAAACUCAGCUGAUUUUACAGUUAUUGAACUAAAAUUUGGUGUAAUUGUUGCGAAUGACCACUUGACAUGUAUUCGAAGCAUUAUGAGCUCACAUAUGAUCUUUGGUUAAACUUUGGUGUGUAGGAUGGCCUGCGAUAUGCAUUUCUUGAACGUAUUGUUUCUUUAAAUAGGAAUUGAAUUGAUAAAUUAUACUAUAAUUGUGACAGUCACACUAAAAGGAUGACAGGAUGGGCUAUGGAUCAGGCAAUUUUGUGGCUAUAAACUUUAAACCUCUAAUCUAAUAUCAGGAACUUAAAAAGGAAGUAUUUUAGAAGAAAAGGAAAAUGUCUUCAAGAUACAAGAAAAGAAGUCCUGUUGCCUUUUAUACAAGAAUUUAUGAACAACUGAGUGUUUAAAGUAAAUUAAAACAGCAAUACUUGUGGCACAUUCUACCCGUGGUGGGCAUGGUUCAGCUAACAGCUAAUAGCAUAACAAAUUUUUCGUUUAACAUGUUUCACUAAAUUUGAAAACUGUUAGUGGACCAAUUAGCUUCCGCUAAAUUAGGUUUUGCCAACUUUAAAUUUGCUAACAGUUAACUAAUAAAAUACCAGUGGUGGGCAGCAUUAACCCAAAAAAUUAGCUCCGCAAUAUCUUAAGCGUUUAAGAAAAUAUUUAGA
Messenger RNA from Austrofundulus limnaeus, 5901 nucleotides. Its product is annotated as potassium/sodium hyperpolarization-activated cyclic nucleotide-gated channel 2. Gene Ontology annotation, biological process: potassium ion transmembrane transport; sodium ion transmembrane transport; regulation of membrane depolarization. Gene Ontology annotation, molecular function: voltage-gated potassium channel activity. The record is from RefSeq and is a predicted model, not a curated record. Lineage: Eukaryota; Metazoa; Chordata; Actinopteri; Cyprinodontiformes; Rivulidae. The transcript has 9 exons. The coding region runs from base 190 to 4545 and encodes 1451 amino acids. Gene Ontology annotation, cellular component: axon; dendrite; membrane.